Erinaceus europaeus (western European hedgehog) is the source of this 3366-nucleotide messenger RNA. It is a transcript of the gene MTREX, whose product is annotated as Mtr4 exosome RNA helicase. Bases 21 to 3149 code for a protein of 1042 amino acids. Gene Ontology annotation, biological process: RNA catabolic process; maturation of 5.8S rRNA. The record is from RefSeq and is a predicted model, not a curated record. NCBI's taxonomy places the organism in Eukaryota, Metazoa, Chordata, Mammalia, Eulipotyphla, Erinaceidae. The transcript is spliced from 27 exons. Gene Ontology annotation, molecular function: RNA binding; RNA helicase activity; ATP binding. Gene Ontology annotation, cellular component: nucleus.
CGCUCUCACGACUCCGAAAGAUGGCGGAUGCUUUCGGGGAUGAGCUCUUCAGCGUGUUCGAAGACGACGCGAGCGCUGCGACUGGAGCCAAAAAAGACAAGGAAAAGGAGAAGGGGAAAUGGAAGGGGACAUCAGGGUCCGCGGAAAAGGCUGGGAAGUUCAUUAAUACUAAAUCACAACCAGAAUCAACUGCUACUGGAAAAACCAAGAGAGAAACAGAUUUUGAGAGUGCAGAUGAACCCACUUUUGGAAAGAAGCCCAGAGUAGAAGAGUCAGUAACUGAAGACUUAAGUUUGGCAGACUUGAUGCCCAGAGUCAAGGUACAAUCUGUUGAAACUAUUGAGGGAUGUACCCAUGAGGUUGCUCUUCCUGCAGAUGAAGAUUACAUACCACUUAAACCUCGAGUUGGGAAAGCUGCGAAGGAAUACCCAUUUGUUCUUGAUGCUUUUCAAAGAGAAGCCAUUCAGUGUGUUGAUAAUAAUCAGUCUGUUUUAGUGUCUGCACAUACAUCAGCGGGAAAAACUGUAUGUGCUGAGUAUGCCAUUGCAUUGGCCUUAAGGGAGAAACAGCGUGUAAUAUUUACUAGUCCAAUUAAGGCUCUGAGUAAUCAGAAGUACCGUGAGAUGUAUGAAGAAUUUCAAGAUGUUGGCUUGAUGACUGGUGAUGUUACUAUUAAUCCUACCGCAUCUUGUCUUGUCAUGACUACAGAGAUUUUGAGAAGUAUGCUCUACAGAGGGUCUGAGGUCAUGAGAGAAGUUGCUUGGGUCAUAUUUGAUGAAAUUCAUUACAUGAGAGACUCAGAGCGUGGUGUGGUGUGGGAAGAAACUAUUAUUUUGCUUCCUGAUAACGUUCACUAUGUCUUCCUUUCGGCUACUAUUCCAAAUGCUCGACAGUUUGCUGAGUGGAUUUGCCAUUUACAUAAACAGCCCUGUCAUGUUAUUUACACAGAUUAUCGACCUACUCCAUUGCAACACUACAUUUUCCCAGCAGGAGGCGAUGGCCUGCAUCUUGUGGUUGAUGAAAAUGGUGACUUCAGAGAAGAUAAUUUUAAUACUGCAAUGCAAGUACUUCGAGAUGCAGGUGACUUGGCAAAAGGAGAUCAGAAGGGGCGGAAAGGAGGAACAAAAGGACCAUCAAAUGUGUUCAAGAUUGUAAAAAUGAUUAUGGAAAGAAAUUUUCAACCUGUAAUUAUUUUCAGCUUUAGUAAGAAAGAUUGUGAAGCCUAUGCACUUCAGAUGACAAAACUGGAUUUCAAUACAGAUGAAGAGAAGAAGAUGGUUGAAGAGGUAUUUAGUAAUGCAAUCGACUGUUUGUCCGAUGAAGAUAAGAAGCUCCCUCAGGUUGAACACGUACUUCCUCUGCUGAAGCGGGGGAUUGGUAUUCACCAUGGUGGUUUGCUCCCUAUUUUGAAGGAAACUAUUGAAAUUCUCUUCUCGGAGGGAUUGAUAAAGGCCUUAUUUGCCACUGAGACUUUUGCUAUGGGAAUUAACAUGCCAGCUAGAACUGUUUUAUUUACAAACGCCCGAAAAUUUGAUGGGAAAGAUUUCCGAUGGAUUUCCUCUGGUGAAUACAUUCAGAUGUCUGGUCGUGCUGGUAGGAGGGGAAUGGAUGAUAGAGGAAUUGUAAUUCUCAUGGUGGAUGAGAAAAUGAGUCCAACAGUUGGAAAACAGCUUCUUAAGGGCUCUGCUGAUCCUUUAAAUAGUGCUUUUCAUUUGACCUACAAUAUGGUUUUGAAUUUAUUGCGUGUUGAAGAAAUUAAUCCUGAGUACAUGUUGGAGAAGUCUUUUUAUCAGUUUCAGCAUUACAGAGCAAUUCCAGGAGUAGUAGAGAAGGUAAAGAACUCAGAACAACAGUAUAAUAAAAUAGUGAUACCAAAUGAAGAAAGUGUGAUCAUCUAUUAUAAGAUUCGGCAACAACUUGCCAAACUGGGUAAAGAAAUAGAAGAAUAUAUUCAUAAACCAAAAUACUGCUUACCAUUUCUGCAACCAGGUCGUUUGGUAAAGGUAAAGAAUGAAGGAGAUGAUUUUGGCUGGGGUGUAGUGGUGAAUUUCUCAAAAAAGUCAAAUGUUAAGCCCAAUUCUGGUGAACUGGAUCCUCUAUAUGUAGUGGAAGUACUUUUGCGCUGUAGCAAAGAAAGCUUGAAGAACUCAGCUACUGAGGCUGCAAAGCCAGCUAAGCCUGAUGAGAAAGGAGAAAUGCAGGUUGUCCCAGUUUUGGUACAUCUUCUGUCUGCUAUUAGCAGUGUUAGACUUUACAUUCCUAAAGACCUUCGACCUGUGGACAAUAGACAGAGUGUUUUGAAGUCAAUACAGGAAGUCCAGAAGCGUUUCCCUGAUGGUGUUCCCUUGUUAGAUCCCAUUGAUGACAUGGGCAUUCAGGAUCAAGGGCUGAAAAAAGUUAUCCAGAAAGUAGAGGCUUUUGAGCAUCGAAUGUAUUCUCAUUCCCUUCACAAUGAUCCUAACUUGGAGACUGUGUAUACACUUUGUGAGAAAAAAGCACAGAUUGCCGUAGAUAUCAAGUCUGCAAAGCGAGAACUGAAGAAGGCGAGAACUGUGCUGCAGAUGGAUGAGCUGAAAUGCCGGAAGCGCGUCUUAAGGAGACUGGGCUUUGCCACUUCUUCGGACGUGAUAGAGAUGAAAGGACGAGUGGCUUGCGAGAUAAGCAGUGCUGAUGAGCUCCUCCUCACUGAGAUGAUGUUCAACGGCCUUUUCAAUGACCUGUCUGCAGAACAGGCGACAGCACUACUAAGCUGCUUUGUGUUUCAAGAAAACUCUAGUGAGAUGCCCAAAUUAACAGAGCAGUUAGCUGGACCACUUCGCCAGAUGCAGGAAUGUGCUAAGAGAAUUGCAAAAGUAUCAGCAGAAGCCAAAUUGGACAUUGAUGAGGAAACUUACCUGGGUUCAUUCAAGCCACACCUGAUGGACGUGGUGUACACGUGGGCUACUGGCGCGACGUUCGCUCACAUCUGCAAAAUGACAGAUGUCUUUGAAGGCAGCAUAAUCCGCUGUAUGAGGCGCCUGGAAGAAUUGCUUCGACAGAUGUGUCAGGCAGCAAAAGCGAUUGGAAACACUGAACUGGAAAACAAAUUUGCUGAAGGAAUCACCAAAAUCAAGAGAGACAUUGUGUUUGCUGCCAGCCUCUACCUGUAGAGCCAACCAGCUAGGAAUGUGGGAUUUUGAGUCCUUCGCCACCUUUCACCUACAAAGGUUUACAAGUGUUGAUUGAUUGGGUCCUCCCCUCUCAAGAGAGUCAUCCUCAAACAUUUUAAUAUGGAUCACAUUUAAAUUUAAAUCAAGCAUCAUUCCAAGAAAGCAUAUUAUACAUUUGUACAUAAGCAUUACAUUUUUAAUAAAAAAUGUGCAGGUG